Molecule: messenger RNA, 2592 nt
Organism: Frieseomelitta varia
Lineage: Eukaryota; Metazoa; Arthropoda; Insecta; Hymenoptera; Apidae
Exons: 9
Coding region: 651-2060 (469 amino acids)
Source: RefSeq, a predicted model, not a curated record
GAGAAAUGAUCAGAGAAACUCGCAAAAUGUGUAACCAGUGAUUAAUAGCGAAUCUGAUGUACAAAAGCUGUGAAAAUCAGACGUGCAUUCCCGAUACUAUUCUAAUCCGUGUCCUUGAACGGCCGGUAUACAGCGUUGUCUGGAAGCCUGGAACUUGGCCGUGGCCGAUUAAUCGCGCACCGGGGCCUCUUCGUCGUGGCAACAAACCUGAGGGCUUCUGAGAGGCGAGCACGUGGAUCGAAAAUAAAGAGAGCUACGAUUUUCAUCGAGAAAUAAUCGUGCUACCGCUUCAGUCUUCUCCAGUUUAUCCGUCUUAUUGGUCGCAUUCCCUUCCGCAAGAAUCCUUUGAGAAUUUAUUCGGCUCGGACGAACAACCUGAAGACGUUACUGGCUCGACGAAUAGAGAACGAAGAAACGAGGAUCAUUGACCCGGCGCAUAAAGUGGUCCUCGAGUGUCCGAGCGCGGUUCCAGCGAGCCAAAGUGCCGCUGGCUGGCCAUAUCAGAAGCAGAAACAAGAAACAGAGAAAAAUUGAUCCACGGUUAUCGGUGCACUUGACUCCUUCGUCGUUUCGAGUAGGCUAAUUUUAAGAUCGUCUCGAAAGCGAGAGAAAGAGAAGGACUAUCUCGACCUCUGUGAUGAUCAACGGCUAUGGCGCCAGGAGCAACGGCCCUGACGAGUCUUCUGCUGUUGCUGAUGGCGAUGGCCGCGAGAUGCUCGUCGACGAAAAGUAUCCUCGCGAGCACUCAAUCGCCGUUUGCCAAGAUUCUGAAAGGCGUCCGGCUACCGGAUGGUUACAUGGAAGUAGUCCAGGAGGAUCAUUGUUCCCAAGGCGCUGCUCGAUUGACCUGCAGAUCGCUCAAGGCGUUCAUCUUCAUCCUGGAAGCGGAGUACCUGACGAAUCUAACGCACAUUUGUGGAUACGACGCGCAGAAACUGAUGGCGAAGAAGAUGUACAAGAGUCGAGGUAACAGCUUAUCGUUGAAGAAGAAGGAGCUAAAGGGGAAUUAUAUCGACGAUGCCGAGGAUGAACAACGAUUCGGCGUGGUGGAUAUUAGGCAGUCGUUGAACAGGAGAUGUUCUGGUCAAAAACAUUGUCGUUACAACUUCAUCACCGAUCAUCCUGGCGCCGUUUAUUGGAAUCCUGCCACUUUGCGGUUAAAAUAUGCGUGUAUCCCUGAGGCUGCCGUGAAGAGAUAUUGCAACGAGGAGCUGAAGGUGGUCCCUGGAGAGGGUGGCUUCAUAAAUUCACCAGGUUAUCCGCUUUACUAUCUCGGCGAGAAUACGUGCGGCUGGACCUUCAGGUCGGCUCCUGGGCACAGGAUUGUCCUGACUUUCCACGAUCUGAAUAUCCGGGAACCUGAAUCGGACGGAAGUUGCGUGGACAUCGUGAGAGUACGAGAAAAAGGAAGAACAUUGUUCGAGAAUUGCGGUACCGUGGUCGGCGUCAAGGUCAUUUCGAACUCGAACGUGAUCACUCUCGACCUUGUCGCCACGAAGAGACUGUACACUGCACGAGGAUUCUUCUUGCAAUAUCAAGUGUUGAACUGUCCGGAUGUCUCAGCGCCCAACGGAAGCUACGUAUUGAAUGGCACUCUGACUUCGAGGACCUUCCUGUGCAAAUUCGGCACCGUGUUCCCCGACAGUAAAGAAAGGACAAGGAUACUCGAGUGCAAGAACGGCAAGUGGAAUGAGAGUGUCAUCAGCAUGCCGAGUUGCACAGCCACGUCAGCGGUGAUCCUGAAGACGGAACAGGAGCAUCAUCGGAUAUCCAAUCUUUCAGGGGACAAUAUCCUUGGCGCAGGGGUCAGGAUUGGUCGAGGUGAGGACGCAGUCGCUGUUAGCAACGGGAACAUUAUGGAUUCGGCGCAAUCAGCCAUGAUGAAGCAAACAGACUACGUCGUAGAUGUUGUCUUGCCGACCGUCCUAAUUGCCCUGUUGUUCGUUGGCAAUGCCAUCAUCGUCUACAUUAUCUUUCAAUAUAGAAAGAGGAAAGUUCCAUCAAUGGAGCAGGGUGAGGAAAUGUCUUUGCGUAACGCAGCCGAGGUGCCGCAAGUAUGAUUCACACAAGAAUCGAUGAUAAAAUUCACGGUGCCAGCCAGAAAUAUCAGCGAGAAGGCCUACGUUGCAUUUCUUCUACAAGGAUGAUCUCCGAACGAAAAUGGAUCUCUAAAGAGAGGAUCGUCGAGAGGCAUCGACAGUUAUUUUUUCUCUUCUCAAUGUUUAAAAAGAAGAAUUGUCGUCGAGUCAACCGAGGGAUCCUCGAAUUUGUGUUCAUUCGAUUUCGUUGAUCACACGUUCUUCAAUUGAGGAGCAUAGUUUAAAAAUGUUUUUCUACACGUACGAAAUUCGGAGAUGCUCUCGAAGAAAAGACUAUAAAUGUGCUCGUCGCCGCUCGUAAUAAUUGCUGUCAAUAUUUAAAAAAUCAGGCGCCUAGUUAUCUGCUGCCACGAUAUUCUACGCGUACAUUCAGACACACACAUACACACGUACACGUACAUUACGAUAAUGUAUUAUAAUGUAAGGAAAUAAUAUAUUCUAUAUUUCGUCCAAAUUGUGAAUAAGUUAAGAAUAAACUGAUGUUUUCAUAAUA